UGUCUCCCAGCCUCACAAUCCCAAGAGCAGAACUCGCGUGACUUUUUUCCUGUCACCAUUAUUCUUAUAUUAUUGACUCAAACAACCACUGAGCCACGAUGACCGCCCCUGCUAUCCCCUGGCAUGCAGUCUACCCCGCACCGCGAAGCGCAGCGGUCGGCAUCUGUCGCGAAGAAGUACUGCGAUGGUUCCGCGCCGGCAAACAAGCCGGACGCGAUUUUUUAUUGGUCGAUCUACGCCGGACGGACUUUGAGGGAGGGACGAUCCGAGGAUCCAUCAACCUUCCAGCUCAGAGUCUUUACCCGACGAUCCCAACGGUUUUUUCUCUGCUCAGCCAGAGCCCUGUGAAGGAGGUGGUCUGGUAUUGUGGUUCCUCGAAAGGACGCGGCACGCGGGCCGCCAGUUGGUUCGCCGACUACCUCGAACAGCAGGGAGAGACCCGGCUGAGGAGUCUCGUCCUGGAAGGGGGCAUCAAGGGCUGGGUUGCUGCUGGGGAAGAAUACACGGAUCUGAUGGAUGAAUAUGACGCUUCUGUCUGGGCUAAAUGAAUACACAGCAUAUGGUAGCGAUAGCCAGUUGGGGGUGAAAAUAUGUACUGAU
This is a messenger RNA of Aspergillus brunneoviolaceus CBS 621.78, 600 nucleotides long. Its product is annotated as putative arsenate reductase (Arc2). The transcript has 3 exons. Gene Ontology annotation, molecular function: protein tyrosine phosphatase activity. The annotation marks the transcript as partial. NCBI's taxonomy places the organism in Eukaryota, Fungi, Ascomycota, Eurotiomycetes, Eurotiales, Aspergillaceae. Gene Ontology annotation, cellular component: nucleus; cytoplasm. The record is from RefSeq and is a predicted model, not a curated record.